Thermothielavioides terrestris NRRL 8126 is the source of this 759-nucleotide messenger RNA. RefSeq lists its product as uncharacterized. The coding region runs from base 1 to 759 and encodes 252 amino acids. NCBI's taxonomy places the organism in Eukaryota, Fungi, Ascomycota, Sordariomycetes, Sordariales, Chaetomiaceae. The record is from RefSeq and is a predicted model, not a curated record. The transcript is spliced from 2 exons.
AUGAAAACCGUUCUUUCCCCGAUCAAGCUGCCGCCGUCGCUGGAGGCCUGCAGGAUAAGGGCGCUGCCACCGGCGGCGUACUACAUCGCGGACUUCAUCAGUGAGGAAGAGGAGCAGGCCAUUCUCCACAAGGUCGAGACGGCGCCCAAGGCAAGAUGGAGGCAACUGACGCAUCGCCGGCUGCAGACGUGGCCCUCAGACCUCGUCAAAGACACGCUCCUCGAUGCUCAGCCACUGCCCGACUGGCUCGAAAACCCCGUCGUCUCGCGCAUCCUCUCAAUCCCCGUCUCGGACGGCGAACCGAACAUCUUCGCUAGCAGCCCUCACCGCCGGCCGAACCACGUACUCAUCAAUGAAUACCCGCCAAACACGGGCAUUAUGCCGCACAAGGACGGCUUGGCCUACCAUCCGGUGGUCUGCACGGUGAGCCUCGGUUCGAGCCUCUGCCUCAACCUGUACAGGAGCAAGGAGGACGGUGCACUGGACCCUGAACCGCUGUGGAGGAUCUUGCAAGAGCCGCGCAGUCUCUUGAUCACGACCGCGGAGCUUUAUUCCGGGUACCUCCACGGCAUAGAUCCCAUCUCGACCGACGUAGACCUUUCGGAGCAGACCGUCGCCAACUGGAGCCUUCUGCGCUCCGCUUCGUGCUUCCAAGAUGGGCUCAACCAGCGGCACAUGCGCAUUAGUCUGACAUAUCGCGACGUGCUGAAGGUCUCGAAGCUUGGGAGCAAGCUCGGGCCCAUGUUUAAGCGGCCGUGA